Molecule: messenger RNA, 684 nt
Organism: Sclerotinia borealis F-4128
Lineage: Eukaryota; Fungi; Ascomycota; Leotiomycetes; Helotiales; Sclerotiniaceae
Source: the annotation of a GenBank genome assembly
AUGCCCGGCUACUCAAGCGCCAAACAGGUCCAAGAAUGGGAGGAUUUGAAAUUCUACAGAAAGACUCAUUCGGAACAACUGUACCUCAUUACGGGACAACCGCAGAGUCCAGAGCAUGAUAGGUGGUUGAGAAAGCAAGAGACACUUGGAAAGAAUGAUCAACGAGAAUCGCCCGAUGUUGGAUCGCCAGAGCCUAAUGACCAGACAAACGAAAGAACAAAAUCGUUUCUAACAGAGCUGGAAAUUAGUCGGGUACCUCUGGAAGCCGGUAAUAUCAGUCCGCAGCCUCAACACCGAAGACUACCUGCCAGAGGAGUUAAGGACCCUGCAAGACCUUUCAGUCAGGAGGAGUCUCAACCUCAAAAUAGCAUUCGUCACAUAACAAUGCUUCCUCCAACAUGCUACACCUAUGGAUUACUUGCUAUGAUCAACGCAGAUAUAGAUCAGAGCUAUGUCAGCAAAGCUAUAAUAAGCCGCAUGAAGCUUGAACGUCAUGUCAAAAAGGCGGAGUGUUCAACACAUCUAAAAAUUGGGGGGAAAGAGUUAUCAACCGACGAAAUAAUUCAAAUAAGGUGGUGCAAUGAAGGGAGCCGUACAACCACCAAGACGGAAUUUUAUGUUGCCCCUCCUGGUUUCUUUGAUGUGAUGUUUGGUCGCGAUGUCCUGAAUGGUGAAAAAUUGUAA